AUGGCAUUAAAGCUUUAUUUGUUUCUCUUGUUUCUCCAUCUAUUUUCCAUAACAAAAGCUCAAUCCCCCCAACAAUCAAACAUUACCACUGGCUCCACCAUUUACACAAACUCCACCCCAAAUUUCUGGCCUUCUCCUUCUGGCUAUUUUGCAUUUGGGUUUUACCCUAGUGGCAAUGGCUUCAAGGUUGGCAUUUGGCUCGUGGGCAGCCCCAAAAACACAAUAGUGUGGAUGUCACGUCAGAAUGAUACAGUGCUCUCACCUGGUGCAGCUCUUCUCUUUUCUACAGAUGGUAGACUCCGCCUCCAUAGCUCCACUGGACAAGUUGAAUCAAUUGCUAAAACAAAUCAAAAGGCUUCAGUUGCUUCCAUGCUUGAUUCUGGUAACUUUGUUUUGUAUGACUCUAGUUGGAACAUCAUUUGGGCUAGCUUUGAUUAUCCGAGCAAUACCCUUUUGGUCGGACAAAAGCUAGGUCAAGAACGAGUUUUGUAUUCUAGCAUCUCCGAAGCAGAUAGCUCAAUUGGAAGCUUCGAGCUAUGUAUGCAAAGUGAUGGAAACCUCAAUGCUUAUCCAAUAAGAAGUAUUUUUGAUGGAAGAUAUGUGUAUUGGUCAUCAAAUAACCCACAUGCUGAAAGAAACUCGUCCUUGAAUCUAGCAGCUGACAGCCGCAUCUACCUUUCCAAUUCCAUUGGGUUAAGCAUACUGAAUUUAACAGAAGGUGGAUAUCCUAUUGAUGCUAAAGCCCUGUAUCGGGUAACGUUUGACGUGGACAGCAUUUUGAGACUUUACCAGCAUCAAAUGGGGCUUAAAGGCAGCUCAAACUCUUCAAUCUUGUGGACGACAAUCCAUGAAGAAGAUCGUUGCAGGGUUAAAGGGAUUUGCGGGCCAAACAGCAUUUGCACCAUCAAUGAUGCAGAUCUUUCUUGCAUCUGUCUCCCAGGUUUUGACUUUGUGGAUUCUGAAAAUCCUAAUAUUGGCUGCAAGUUAAACUUCACGAUCAUAGAAGAUUGCUUUGGAAACAAGGGUAACGCGGAUUAUACUAUUUUCCCUCUCCCAAACACUCUAUGGGAACCUAGCGAGUAUGAUAUACUGUCAAAAUCGAGUGAAGAAGCAUGUUCCAAAGAUUGUUUGGAGGACUGUAAUUGUGUGGUGGCAAAAUUCAGAGACCAAAUGUGCAUCAAGCAAAAGCUUCCACUUAGAUUUCUGAGGAGGAAUAGUAGUGAUCCAACUAAAGCAUUGGUGAAGAUUAGAAAUGAAAGUUUGCCAAAUGACUUGCCCACAGACACAAAUGUUGUCAUCACAAAGAAGCUAGGGAAGAAACUUGGAGUUGUUGGUGUAGUUCUCAUCACCUUCUCUAUAAUUUUUUUUCUGUUGUCCAGUUAUCUUAUUUUUUCACGUCAGAUUUGGAGCUCUAAGAUCAAUACAAGGCAAGCUAGUAGUCCACCUGAUGUUGUUGAAGAAAUAAGUUUGAGAUCAUUUACCUAUGAUCAACUAGUAAUAGCCACAGAUAAUUUCAAGGAAGAGAUUGGUAGGGGAGCAUCUGCGAAGGUUUAUAAAGGCACCCUGGCAAUGAAUGGUGGACGAGAAAUUGCAGUUAAGUGGCUAUUGAAUAUGGUAGAAGGAGAACCAGAGUUCCGAAAUGAAAUGAAGAUAAUAGGAAGGACUCACCACAAGAAUUUAGUGCACUUGAUCGGCUUUUGCAGUGAAGGAUCAAGCAGGCUCCUUGUGUAUGAAUUCAUGAAAAAUGGCUCAUUGGGAAGCCUUCUCUUCAAUGCCAGGGAACGUCCUAGUUGGAAUGAGAGAAUGAGAAUUUCACUAGAGAUAGCAAGGGGGAUUCACUAUCUCCAUGAAGAGUGUCAGACCCGGAUCAUCCAUUGUGACAUUAAGCCACAGAAUAUACUCAUGGAUGAAUCUUGGUCAGCCAAAAUAUCAGAUUUUGGACUAUCCAAACUAUUGAAAACAGAUCAAACAAGGACAUACACCAUGGCAAGGGGAACAAGAGGCUAUGUAGCUCCUGAGUGGUACAAGAGCAAUUCUGCAAUCACAGUAAAAGCUGACAUCUACAGCUUCGGGGUACUGUUAUUCGAAAUCAUUUGCUGCAGAAAGAACAUGGUUUUAUCAGCCCCAGAGGAAGAAAUAGUACUAAUGGAUUGGAUUGAUAGAUGCUAUGUGUCUGGAGAGCUUAGAAAAGUGGUGGGAGAAGAAGUGGUGGACAUGGAGGAACUAGAAAAGAUGGUGAAAGUGGGACUUCGGUGUGCGCAGACUGAACCAGAUCAGCGCCCCUCGAUGAAGUCUCUGAUUUUGAUGCUAGAAGGAACCAUCGUGACACAACCACCUCCUCCACUAUGUUCCGAUGCUAGUGUCUAACUCAUACUCCUAUGCUACAAGAAUUCCGCUGUGACCUAUAUUGUUGCUCAUCAAUGAAAUAAAUCAACACAUCACGUUGACUUGAA
Quercus lobata is the source of this 2453-nucleotide messenger RNA. Its product is annotated as G-type lectin S-receptor-like serine/threonine-protein kinase LECRK4. The coding region runs from base 1 to 2367 and encodes 788 amino acids. The transcript has a single exon. Gene Ontology annotation, molecular function: protein serine/threonine kinase activity; ATP binding. Gene Ontology annotation, biological process: protein phosphorylation. NCBI's taxonomy places the organism in Eukaryota, Viridiplantae, Streptophyta, Magnoliopsida, Fagales, Fagaceae. The record is from RefSeq and is a predicted model, not a curated record.